CUCAAUAUCGAUCUUUCUUGGAACCAACUUAUUGGUGAAGUCCCUACAUCUAUUUCAAGUUUGGAGGGAAUCAAUUUUUCCUAUAAUAAUUUAGAAGGUGAGAUUCCAGCCAACGUAUGGCAUAAGUUUGGGACCGAAUCGUUCCGCAAAAACACCAAUUUACAUCCUCCCGUGGCAUCCAGGAUUACGGUUGAAAUUAUUUAUUAUCUAAUCUUUGUGUUUUUUAUAUUAUGUGGGAUCUAUUUCAUUUUUUUCACAAGGGGAAGGAAUGGUGCCUCUUCGGUCACACCCGAUCCCAAACAUGGAGACAUAUUCAAGAUUUGGAACUUCGAUGGCAACAUUGCCUAUCAAGACAUCAUUGACGCAACACAAGACUUUGACUUGAGAUGCUGCAUUGGAACUGGAGCAUACGGGAGCGUCUACAGAGUCCUACUGCCCACUGGAAGACUUGUUGCGGUUAAAAAACUUCACAGAUUUGAAGGUGAUAAUCCUACCUUCGACUCCUCUUUUAGGAAUGAAGCCGGGGUUCUCUCUCAGAUUCGCCAUCGCCAUAUUGUCAAGCUUUUUGGUUUUUGUCUGCACCAACGGAGCAUGUUUCUUAUCUACGACUACAUGGAAAGAGGAAGCCUCUUUAGCGUGUUGAAGUAUGAUGACGAAGCCGUGGAGCUAAACUGGUAGAAGAGGGUAAAUGUGGUGAAGGGCAUUGCAAAUGCCCUAUCUUACAUGCAUCACGAUUGCAGCCCUCCUAUUUUACACAGAGACAUUUCGAGCAGUAACAUACUCUUGGAUUCAGAGUUUGAAGGUUGUUUAUCUGAUUUUGGGACGGCUAGAUUGUUGGAUCCAGAUUCAUCCAAUCAAACAAUACUCGUGGGAACUCGGGGCUACAUUGCACCAGAGUUGGCUUUCACUAUGGUGGUUACAGAAAAAUGUGAUGUGUACAGCUUUGGAGUUUUGGCAUUGGAAGUCAUGUUCGGAGAUCAUCCGGGGGAUAUCAUUUCCUCCAUGAUGACGAUGAAGAGAUCCACUCAGUUUGCUCAAAACAUGAUGGUGCAACAACUCUUGGACAAGAGGCUACCAUCUCCAGAAGAAGAUGUGAGAUUGUCGAUGGAAGUGGUUGGAGUGGUGAAAACAGCAUUGAAAUGCAUCAGUUGCGAUCCAAAGCUGCGGCUGUAUAUGAAGGAGGUGUCUCAGGAGCUCGCUAAGCACCCACCGUGGUUGACAAUGCCAUUCCGCUCUGUAUCAGUGCUACAUCUCAUGCAUUCAGAUUGAACUCACAGCCCCUCUUCUAUAAUAAAUUUACAGAUGCUCAGUAGACAUAUGAAAAUGCUCUGUUUUCCUCUGUUUCCUUAGUCUUUUCCUUCUUCGUGAACAAUGCUG
Salvia hispanica is the source of this 1377-nucleotide messenger RNA. Its product is annotated as MDIS1-interacting receptor like kinase 2-like. Gene Ontology annotation, molecular function: ATP binding; protein kinase activity. Gene Ontology annotation, biological process: protein phosphorylation. NCBI's taxonomy places the organism in Eukaryota, Viridiplantae, Streptophyta, Magnoliopsida, Lamiales, Lamiaceae. The record is from RefSeq and is a predicted model, not a curated record.